Messenger RNA from Lycium ferocissimum, 1373 nucleotides. Its product is annotated as probable galacturonosyltransferase-like 4. Lineage: Eukaryota; Viridiplantae; Streptophyta; Magnoliopsida; Solanales; Solanaceae. The record is from RefSeq and is a predicted model, not a curated record. Gene Ontology annotation, cellular component: Golgi apparatus. The coding region runs from base 1 to 1101 and encodes 366 amino acids. Gene Ontology annotation, molecular function: glycosyltransferase activity. The transcript has a single exon.
AUGGCCUUUUGGAACAAAAAUGUCCCCUUUUCUUCUUCAUCACCAUCUUCUAACUAUUUUCCAAUCCUAGGCCUUCUUUCCCUCUUCCUCUUGCAUCCUACCACCACCACCACUUCGUCCUCUUUUGCUAACGCCAUUCGUGUUGUUGCCAUCCAAAAACCUACCUCCGAUGACAUUCCUUCCUUCCGGGAGGCACCUGCCUUUCGCAAUGGCAACUCAUGCAGCUCGCGUGACAUAGAUAAGAUCCAAAUAGUAAUGCCUGUUGAUGCCAAUUACAUUAGGGGCACCAUGGCUGCAGUGUUGUCUAUUUUGCAACAUUCAACAUGUCCAGAGAACACUUCCUUCCAUUUUCUUUCCAUCCAUCUCGAACCUGAGAUCAUUUCCCUCAUCAACUCUACUUUCCCUUACCUUAGCUACAAAAUCUACCGUUUUCAUCCUAAUCGUGUUAGGGGAAAGAUAUCCAAGUCUAUUAGACAAGCCUUGGAUCAACCUCUAAAUUAUGCAAGAAUUUACCUCUCAGAUAUUCUCCCUGAGGACGUGCACCGCGUUAUCUACCUAGACUCAGAUAUCAUUGUUGUCGAUGACAUUGCCAAGUUAUGGGGGGUGGAUUUGGGAGAUAAAGUCCUGGCAGCACCAGAAUAUUGCCAUGCAAACUUUACAACCUAUUUUACAGACACAUUUUGGUCGGACGUUAAUUUAGCGAAAACAUUUGAAGGAAGGCGUCCAUGUUACUUCAACACAGGUGUAAUGGUGAUGGAUCUUGCUGAAUGGAGGAAAGGAGAGUACACACACAAAGUUGAAGAAUGGAUGUUAAUACAAAAGCAAAGAAGAAUUUACCAUCUGGGGUCAUUGCCUCCAGUUUUGCUUGUGUUUGCAGGAAACAUUAAGGCAGUUAACCAUAGAUGGAACCAACAUGGUUUAGGUGGUGACAACUUUGAAGGCAAAUGUAGGGGCCUUCACCCUGGACCCAUAAGCCUAUUGCAUUGGAGUGGCAAGGGUAAGCCAUGGUUGAGACUGGAUGCCAGAAAGCCCUGUACCAUUGAUUACUUGUGGGCCCCCUACGAUCUGUAUCGUUCAUCCAGAAUUGCGUUAGAAGAGUGAGAGAGAGAGCUGAAUAGAACUGAGAUAGAUUGAUAGAAAGAAAUUGCUACAGUUGAAAAUGAAAUGGUGCUAGAAGUACCAACACCGAUGCAAUAUAAUUGCAUUGUAAGACAUUGUCAGGGAAGAAUGAUUAAGAUUACAGCUAAUAGUCCUCAGGCUUGAGAUGUAGAAUCCUUAGGCCUUGUAAAUCUAAAGAAUGAAGCUAAAAGAGUCUACAGGUAUAUUAGACAUCGAUAGCUAAGAAAGAAUUCACGAGUGUGAAUGAACUUAAU